Molecule: messenger RNA, 789 nt
Organism: Bursaphelenchus xylophilus (pine wood nematode)
Lineage: Eukaryota; Metazoa; Nematoda; Chromadorea; Rhabditida; Aphelenchoididae
Source: the annotation of a GenBank genome assembly
AUGAACACCAUUGUUGCAUUGGCACUUGUUGGGUUGGUGGUCGCUGACGACACCGGAGUUACGACUAGAUAUUGGUAAGAUAAGGAAAAGGUUCGGCUAGAGCGUUCUCUGAGAAAAAAAUGGUCAAAUCGAACCAUAGUGCAUGCUGGUUGAAGAUUACUGGAUUUGUUCUUACUAUAUCUUUACAGGGACUGUUGCAAGAACUCUUGUUCUUGGCCAGGAAAGGCCUCUCUCAAGGAGGGCCCUUCCAAAAGCUGUGAUGUUAACAACAACCCCUUGAACGACGGUGGAAACACUCAAUCCGGCUGUAACGGAGGUAGCGCCUACUCCUGCUCCACCGAACAGCCCUGGGCUGUAAACGACACCCUGUCCUACGGAUUCGCUGCUGUCAAUAUUGCUGGUGAAAGCGAGAGCGACUGGUGUUGCGCCUGCUACGAACUGACCUUCACUUCCACCGCCGUUGCCGGCAAAAAGUUCAUUAUUCAAGCGACCAACACCGGCGGAGACUUGGGAAGCAACCAGUUCGAUUUGGAGAUCCCCGGCGGUGGUGUUGGCCUCUACAACGGCUGCACAGCCCAAUGGGGCGCCCCAUCGUCCGGCUGGGGAUCGCAAUACGGAGGAGUCAGCUCUGCGUCGGACUGUAGCCAGCUUCCGUCGGCGUUGCAACCCGGCUGCGAAUGGAGAUUCGGAUGGUUCGAGAAUGCGGACAACCCAAGCGUCACCUUCAAGAGAGUCACUUGCCCCACGGCUAUCACUGACAAGAGCGGCUGCAUUAGAUCUGAUGACUAG